AUGUGGCCCGUACUCCUAAACAUGACCCGCGAUGAAUGUCGGCGGACGCUCCGAAGACUUGAAUUGGAAGCAUACUCGAAUAUGAUAAGUGUAUUAAGAGCGCAAGGUGCGUUAGAAGAAAACAGAAAAAAGUUGCUGGAAGAUCUACGCGCCGUUUUGCAUAUAAGCCACGAUCGCCACAGUGCUGAAGCACGACGCGUGUCUAACGAUGAGCUGUUAGCAACAAUAGCAGAGCAAAUAGCCGGGCCAAAUACAGGCCUAGCAUGGAUCAGCGAAGGUCGUCGCAUUAUUCCUCUUUUGCCGCGUGGCAUAGCACAAACUAUGUACACAGAAAUUGCAGAUAAAGUAGCUGAAGUAGCUGCAUCUCAAAACAAGGAAGUGCAACAAAAAAUUGAGUCAGAAAAACUUGUAACUCCUGUAACGGAAGUGGAAGAAAUACCAGAUCCAGAAACUGCAGAAUCAGCUUUGGAAUGUAAUGAAAGUAUGGAUGGAAUUUAUCCUCCCAUUGCUACAGAAGAUCAUUCUAGUAAGAUUUGGGACACUGAAAUUAUAUGCCGAAAACGAAAAGUCACUGAAAGUUUUGAUGACACGUUCCCACCAGUAAAGAGGAACAUACCUGUGAAUGUGCAUCAGAAGCAUCUCAGUUUAUCACAAGUUUAUUCAAAGUAUUCUCAACCAGUUAUCAGUAAACCUUCAAGUCAAUCGAAACACUCAUAUAAUCAAGUAAGCAAGGUUUCAACAAGUAAAUCGAGUCAAACUCGAGCUCCCCGUACGCAAAAACAACAUAGAACACAUAAGCCUAGGGCACCUCGAGGUCAGAAAAAGCAACAACUCAAGGAUGCUCAAACACAGUCUGCAAAACAGCUCAAUGCUGUUUCAAUGCAAAUGGAGUAUUCUGGACCACCAAACACCUUCCAAGCGAGCUACGCACAGUCUAUUCUCACAAAUAAGCAUAGAGGUGACUUUGUAGAUGAUUUUAAACCAAAAGUUAAAUCAUCCCCAGGUAUGGUGAGUGAUUCACCAACAAUGCAACUGCUAACGCAGCCCGCUACCGUUCCACAUGAAUUAGGUCUUUCUGAAAACACUCAUCCUGAAGAUGAUCCAAAAUCAUUGCAAGCUCAAAGCAUACCUAUCUCAAAACAUACGCUGAAUAAAACAUCGCAAGUAGUAAAAAAUCGGGAACUUGAGAAAAAAUUACCCAUGCCCGAGUUUAAGGUUGUGCAAAAGUCUAACGAAAAUAUAAAAAUUCUAAGCAAUCGUCAAGUAGUUGUUGCACCAAGUUCUACGCAAAAGGCAUUGAAUUCUAGACAACUGGUUGCUACAAAAGUUAUAGGGUCUAUACCUAAAGCCAGAACUCCUACAACUGCUGUUAAAUCAUUAACAGAUAAGAUGAUAGUAGUAUCCAAACCUACAGUGGAUACCAGAAUUUCACACCCCAAAUUUGUGAUUACAUCUUCAUCAACAACUCCACAAAUGAAAACUUCUACGCCUAUUAGUUCAAAUAACUAUUUAGCACCUACAUCUGAAGCUCUCACUCCUAAAGGAAUCCCAGCUACAGAUUUAAAGGUAUCGGCAAAAACAUUUGUGCUGAGUCCAAAUUCUGGAAAAAAAAUGGUUGUCUUACCAGCAAAGACGAGUAAAGAAGGUCAGUCACCAAUGUUUCACUUUAAAGGCGUCCCCACGGCUAUGAAACUUGUUUCAGUCAGCUCACAGCCUAACACUAUACCUACAUCAAAAUUUAAUCCCGGCGCUUCUACACCGAAACCCACUAUCGUUAGCGCAGCUUGUAAUCCUAAAAUACUGGGCGUCGAACCAAUAAAAACUGCCAAUUUAGCUGAUAUCGUUCCUGUGAAAGGUCUCACUCCGGUUACUGCUCAAAAACUUACUAACCCAAUAAUAAGACCCGCAAACACCAAAAGAAACUUAAUAGUUGUCCAAAAAAGUGCUACUCUCGGUAAGACGAUUAAGGUAUCAAAGAAUAGUAGCGACAUGUCUAAAAUUAUUAUGGGAAAAAAUCUAAACCAACUCUUACAAGCAAAAUCUGAGCACGGGGAAGCCUCGAAACCUGGCAAUGUUAUUGUAUUAGAGCUAAACAAUGAACAUACUGCUAAAUCUACAACUAUGUCAGAAAUCCUAGACAGUCGCAUAACAAGACUUGAAGAUACUAAACAGACAAGUUCAAUAAUCACUCCAGAUACACCUGUACUUUUUGAUAGCCACUCGUCUGGAGAAAUAAAUAGUCAAACUAGCAGUUUGGAUUCAGAAAUGCCUCUAAAUAUUGAACACAAAACUGAAUCCAAGUCAAACUAUAGUCAAGAAAUUGAAGUGAAGAAUGCGCCCGGAGUAACAGACUGGGAUAUGGAGUUGGACCCUGUUCCAUCUCAAAAAAAGAAUGAAGAUGACAAGUUGAACUCAAUACACCUAGAACUUGGCAUGUCUAGUGAAAGUGAUGGUGAAUAUAUGGCAGACUCGAAGAGUAAAAGCGAACAUUCGUCGCAAGAUAGUAUACAACAAGACACUCAGCAAGGGAUGACUGGCGAAAUUUAUAGCGGUGCUAGCCGUCUCUCGUUAGCCACGAGGACGUUACUCAGCCAACUCCAGGACGAAGGUUCGUCGAGUAACGACUCCUCGUUCGUGUCUCUCAAAUCUCAAAAACCCGAUACACAAAGUCACGUUAAAAUCGAUAAAUCGGAAUCCGAGGCGCUGUCGAAAGCGAAAGCGAAGCUUACGCAAAAAGUAGCGGAGGCACAAAGUCAGCAGAAACGGAUAGACGUGUACAGCACUGCGAUUUCCACGUCCGACAUAAAUCUAGAUUCGUUUUCAUACUUAGAUGAGGGCUUGAUGGCCGGCGACGACGAGUUCCCCCACGACACCAAAAAGGAGGGCCGCCAUCACAUCCUCGACGAACAAUUGAGUCGCCUCCUCGAUGACUCGGCCGACUCUUCCGACUCGCAGGCUGUAAGUGAACGAUUGCCAAUAACGAACGAGUGA
Molecule: messenger RNA, 2991 nt
Organism: Leptosia nina
Lineage: Eukaryota; Metazoa; Arthropoda; Insecta; Lepidoptera; Pieridae
Source: the annotation of a GenBank genome assembly